AUGGUCCUAUGUCAACAUCUCGUUUUAUCCAAUAAUAUUAGCUCUGAUAAUUCAUUCUCAUCGUGCAAUGGGCCGUCUGCUUUUGUUCGUCUGAAUUGUGGGAGGAGAAAAUCGCGAGGGCUGGUUCCAAAUGCCAAGAAAAGGCACAAGAGGGGAAAAGGGAGUUGGUGGCAGAGAUUCUUUUUUGACGAGGAUGCGAAUUGGCUGGGGUUGAAGGAAGACUAUUUGAUUGAUGAACUUGAAUCGGAGGAUGUCACUAGCGGUGACGAGUUAUCCGAGAAUGAGAAAUUUGAGGCAUGGAAAAGACGGGCCGAGGCUAUAGUUGAAUUAAGGGAGGCACAAGAUGAAGUCAAGAAUGAGGAGAAUAGGAUGUGGGAGGACUGGCUUGUGGAUGGAGCUAAUGGUGAACUCAGCAAUGGAUCGUCGUGGUUUGAGAAAUCGAACGAUUCGGUUGAAAAGUUGGGGGAUGAUUUAGUGGAAGACGGUGAUGAAUUGUUCUCCGCUAAAGGAUUGGUUAGGUCCGCGAGGAAUUUGGUUCUAGGCAGAGAAGAUGACGAUAUUCUGUAUGAGGAUCGAGUUUUUCGUUAUGCCUCGUUCAAUUCGGCUAAAUUCUUGGCUGUACUGGUCAUUGUCCCAUGGGCCUUGGAUUUCUUGGUUCACGACUAUGUUAUGAUGCCUUUUCUGGACAGAUAUGUCAAGACUGUACCACUUGCUGCUCAGCUGCUUGACGUGAGGAGGAAUCAGAAGCUUGAAAUGGUCAGAUCUCUAAAUCUUGAGAAAGCACGGUAUCGGCUUGAAGUAGAAAUAGGGAAAUCUCCUCCUCUUUCUGAUGAGGACCUUUACUCAGAAUUACGACAAAAGGCGUUAGAGUUGCGUGAUGAAUGGAGAUUAGAGAACCGCAGAGCAUUUGCUAACAUAUGGUCAGAUACGGUUUUUGGGAUCUCGUUGUUUGUUCUGCUAUACUUCAAUCAAAGCCAAGUAGCUUUGCUGAAGUUUACAGGUUAUAAGAUAGUGAAUAACAUGACAGACACGGGGAAGGCAUUUCUUAUCAUACUUUUAACCGACAUUUUCUUAGGUUAUCAUUCUGAAUCAGGUUGGCAGACAUUGUUAGAGGUUCUUGUCGAGCACUACGGAUUUGAGGUGGAUAAGGCUGCCAUAACUAUCUUUGUCUGCCUAGUUCCUGUUAUAAUUGAUGCUUGUGUCAAGCUGUGGUUGUUUAAAUACCUGCCGAGAUUAUCCCCAAAGGUGUCCAGUAUUUUCCGCGAAAUGAAGAGACAUUAG
Striga hermonthica is the source of this 1281-nucleotide messenger RNA. The record is from the annotation of a GenBank genome assembly. NCBI's taxonomy places the organism in Eukaryota, Viridiplantae, Streptophyta, Magnoliopsida, Lamiales, Orobanchaceae.